Acaulospora colombiana is the source of this 1026-nucleotide messenger RNA. NCBI's taxonomy places the organism in Eukaryota, Fungi, Glomeromycota, Glomeromycetes, Diversisporales, Acaulosporaceae. The record is from the annotation of a GenBank genome assembly.
AUGAGUCGACUCAAAAGUGCCCGUCGAUCCAGACAGACGUCGAUUCCAUCGGCCGACAUCACACCUGAAAAAAACAACUCAAGAUCAAAUUCAUCAACUCCCACCAAAUCUCCUAAAGUCAAGAGAACAUAUAAGUCACAACCAAAAAAGACAAAUUACUUCCAAAAUGUGAACCCAUCGAAUUUUACUGAAGGAAUGGCUAACAAAUCUGAUGAGGAAUUAUCAGAGAAAGAUAAGGUUAUCAAGGCAAAGGAGGAAGACAAUGUCAUUGGUCCAAAACUUCCAAAUAAAAGUCGAAGAAAUUUUCUUAUGGUGGACGAAGAUUACGAACAGGGCGAAUACAAGGACAAUAAUAGCGCGGAAGAGGAUGGUUUAUUAGUCGAGUCGAGUAAUAAAAAUGCACAGACUUUAAAAGCUUCAAAAGGUGCUCGGGGAAGGGAUAGCGAUAACAGUAGAGAUGAAGAAGAUGAGAAGAAAUCGAGUAGCGAAGCUGGGGGAGUAAUUUCGACCAAGAAAAGCAGUGACGAUGAAGAAAACUCGGAAAAUAAUAGUGAAAAUGAAGUGUUUAGAGAUGCGAGUGGGAAUAGUGAUAAAGAUACCAACGAAGGGGAGGACGGCGAAUUCACCGAGGAAGAAGAAAUCAUGGAAGAUGAUUCGGAAAAAGAAACCGAUGGAUCCGAAGAUAACAGCGAUCAUGAUAUGGAAGUCGACGUGGUUUCUUCAAAUGAGACAAAAAAAAUGACACAUGCACAAGGGGGAUCGAAAGAUUUUUCUGGGGAUAAAAAAGAAGAAAAAGAUUCAGAACCGAUACCGCUACUGUCACGUCCAGGUGCCGCUAAACAAUUUCGAGAUUAUUAUAUGUCACAAAUGACGAAAGCUUUCGGCGACGAUUUGGAUGUAAUUCGAAAGGAGUCCAACCUUGAUGAAAACAAAAUAGAAAUCCUAAAAGAUACGUUAGAAUCGGGCAUUGUGAUUUUUUCAGAAGUGGAGAAAGAAUUGACCUUGGCAUCUCAAAAACUUCAAUAG